CAAUUAAAAAUUAGAGGAAGACCAACAGACCCCUUCUUCUUUUGAUCAAAAGGCACAUCCUCCUCCUCUCUGCUUCUACCAGUCUUUGCUUGCUUCUCCUCUGCAACAGGGGGUUUUGACCACCUGGUUGACUGGAACUUCAUUGCAUAGAGAUGGAGGGGGAUGGCCAUGGAAAGAGAGCUUCAUCGUCAGUAGUUCAGUCCCGUUUGUCACCUGCAGCUCAGCCCUUUUCAUUGAACCCCUUUUCUUACCAACCGUCUUGGUCUUCGUUGACUUCAGCCGACCCCUGUGCUUCCAUGCUCAAACCUGUGUCUGAUAUCAACUUGGAAUCUGACCCAUUUUCCACUGAUCCUUAUUCAUUCUUGGAGUUUGAUUUUCCACAGUACCCGUCUUCGAAUGCUGCCUCAGACUUGGGUUUUAUGCCCUCGGCCUCUAAGGAGUCCUUAACCAAUUACACAGAGCUUUCAUCAUUUGGGCACAGCCAGGCAAGUUUCUCCAGCGACAAGAAUGCUUCAUUGGCUUAUGAAACCUUGCUUGAACAAGGAAAGCCUGCAGUUAAGGGAUCGAAGCUCAAUCAUGAGAAUUCUGAAAGUGUCCAUGAAAUAUACUGUGAUUUAACUGUAGGAACUGAACAUCAGUUCAUUUCAAGAUCCACAGACCAAGUAGAUGCUGGAUUUUUCUCUUUUUCAGCAGUUAAUACUAGGGCGACUCCACAUGAGUUUCCGAUGUCAGUUACUUCCCCUACAUCAAAUCUUCAAGAUUAUUCUCAAACUCAGUUACCAUAUACUGCACCCAAAGUGACUUGGAGUCAUUGCAAUUCCGAAAUUGCUUUGUGCGAUAGUGGCUUUACAAAACUUGAUGCUUAUACAGCUAAAUCUACGGUUUUCCAUUUGCCGACAAAUAACUCAUUUCCAGCUGUGGUGCUUGAGUCAGAUACCAGCACAACUGUUUCACCCUUGAAUCUCACUUUGUCAAAGAAUGUGGAUUUUAAAGGAAAUUAUCCACCGAACAAUUACGAUAGUUCUUCCAAAUGCAGUCCUUCUGGCAUAAAGGAUCUUCAUGACCUGAUAUCUGGUGAAGGGAAAGAGAUUCAUCAUGAUGGAAGUCCCCAUGAUAAAGGAAAAGGAGGCAAAGAUGGCAAACCUCUCUCUAGUGAGGGUAUAGGUGCAUUACUGAAGGCAACAUCUGAGCCACUAAUUACUUUAACCAAUAUUCCUGAUGAUUUCAGUUUGAAACAUCUUGGUCCCAAAGGAGCUGUUUCAAUUUCAAAAAAUUUGGAUGAGAAUGACUCUGAUUUGGACUCACCUUGUUGGAAAGGAACCCUGGCUUCUAGGCAAUAUGGAGUUUCAAGGUCUUUGAGUUCAGACUUUGCUGGAAAUGAACAAGAAGUGCGUAAUAGUUUGAAUCCACUGGCACCUCAAUUUUUUCCUCGUCAUGCUAAAGCAGUUGUAGAUUACCAUGCAAAUGACUAUGUUGGAGAUGAUUUCUCAUCUUUCCGAAAGAGUGUAUCUUCAGCUGUUAAUUCAUCCUCCAAAGGACAUGGACCCGUUGAUCAAGUAGGAUCAAAGUCUUCUUCAUCGAUUAAUGGAAUAGGGACUCAGUCUUCUAAUGACAUUCAUGAUCUGGAAAGAGUUUAUCCCCUGCUUAAUAACUCAGAAAGUUUCAAUUUGCCCGAGGGGUUGCCCAAGUUGUUGUCUACACAUUCAAAAUUAGAUGUUCCCAAAAUACUUAAUAUGAUGCACGAUCUCUCAGAAUUGCUUGUACAGAAGUGCUCGAAUGAUUUAGAUUCACUAAAUGAACAUAAGCAUGACUUGAUGCAGAAUAUAAUCAAUAAUCUUUGUAUGUGCAUCCAACAUGGGGAUGGAGGAAAGGUUCCAAUCUCUGAUAUAACUCUUACAGGCACUCCGUACUGUCCUAUUAAAUCAACAGAGCUGCACAAGGUAGGGUGCUCGAACAUGGGGUUUCAAGUAACAAGGAAAAAGGCCUUGGCUGUUCCACAAGAGAUUAAUUAUCAGAAUGACCGUGAGGGGCACAAGGUUAAUUCUCAUGUUUUCACUGAGAGAAUCUUGGAUUCCUUUCCUUCAUGUAGUGGCGUAGGCACUGAGAAGAGCAAUGACAUCGUUCAGAUGCAGGUUAUGGGCAACGCGUUGAGAGACAAUCAUUUGACCACGGAAGAGUUAGACCCACAAGCUUUGGUGUAUAAAAAACUAUGGCUUCAGGCUGAAGCAGCAUUAUGUUCCAUGAAGUAUGAAACUUGUGUCUUAUGCAUGCAAUUGGAAAUGGGUGGCCGCAAAUUAGACAAAAAUAAGGUUUCAGGCAAGCUAUUAACAAGAGACAUACGCUAGCUGUAGACGUGUUCUCCGGAUACUACCAGAACGGGCCGUUGGUGUUGGAAGCUAGAGACUCUUCACCUGGAUGUAUGUACAAAUCAUAGUUGAAAUGCAGUAUAUAAUAGUAUUACUUGUUAUAUAGAGUGACUUGCAUUUAGGAUUCAAGUCUUUAAAAUGCAAGGUUGAUGGUUCUGAGUGUCUGAAUGGUGGAAACAAUUUUCUUGGACAGUGGAUAAAAUUUCCAUUUUAUGCUGACACAUACGUAUUUUGGUUAAAGCAUUGCCUGGAAAAUCUGUUUCUUCAGGAUUAUAGAGAUGUGAAAAACCCAUCUACAAUCUCAAUGAGGAUCAUUUCUGA
Messenger RNA from Prunus avium (sweet cherry), 2687 nucleotides. NCBI's taxonomy places the organism in Eukaryota, Viridiplantae, Streptophyta, Magnoliopsida, Rosales, Rosaceae. The record is from RefSeq and is a predicted model, not a curated record.